Molecule: messenger RNA, 5573 nt
Organism: Cheilinus undulatus (humphead wrasse)
Lineage: Eukaryota; Metazoa; Chordata; Actinopteri; Labriformes; Labridae
Gene: spire1a
Product: spire-type actin nucleation factor 1a
Exons: 20
Coding region: 186-2609 (807 amino acids)
Biological process (GO): actin nucleation; polar body extrusion after meiotic divisions; cleavage furrow formation
Cellular component (GO): cytoplasmic vesicle membrane; cell cortex
Molecular function (GO): actin binding
Source: RefSeq, a predicted model, not a curated record
CCACACGGCGCGGAGCUUGCUAUCCGGUAGCCGUCGCUCCUGAGCCGUUGGUGCUCUUCGUCCUCACUGGAGAUUAAACAGCUGAUUGAAAGGUUAACGCUUGACUCUGUGUGACUCUCUGGCGUUUAUUUACCGACACAUUCCCGUAUGUUUCUGCUUUGUUAUCUGGGUAUAAUGGUGUGAAAAUGGCCAAGCGACCGGGGACCGACGACGGGAUGCUGACUUCGCCGACUAUUCUUCGGGAUUUCUCCGCCGAUUUGAACACCACGGACGUGAACGUGGAUUGCGGUGACGGCGCCGUGGAUGUUUCCCUGGAAGAGAUCCUGACUCUGUACAGCCAGCCGAUUAACGAGGAGCAGGCGUGGGCUGUAUGUUACCAAUGUUGUCGGACUUUAGCGCAGACUCAGCGGAGGAAAAGCUCCAAGUCUGCCGCCGGUGCCUCGGCUCUCGACUACCCGAGGAGGAUUGAGGGACCUGGGAAUGUGAGGAUAUGGAGAGACGGGACUAUUAGACUACACUUUGAUGAAAGCACAGAUAAAUACAAAUCUCCUCCUACGUCAUUAGAGGUAAUCGAUUCUCUAGGCGUCAUGAUCUACAAAGCUCUGGACUACGGCCUCAAGGAGAACGAGGAGCGCGAACUCAGCCCACCGCUGGAGCGCCUCAUCGACUUGAUGACCAACAUUCAGGAAACGGAGAGUGACUCGUGUCCUGACGAGGGCUACGAAGCCACGGAGGAGGAAGACGAGUGUGAGGAGGAAGGAGAGGAGGAAGAGGAGCUUGUCUGCACAACUAGCACCUGCACCAUCACAAACAUCCGCUGCUAUCGAGACCUCAUUUUGCUCUGCUCUUCCCACCUACCCAGUCCAUCAGAUGCCCCCAACCAUUACCAGGCAGUGUGUCGUGCUCUCUACGCAGAGACCAGAGAGCUGCGCACCUUCCUGGAGAAGAUCAAGAGUGCCAAAGAGAACCUUCGGAGAAUGGAGGGUGAGACUCAGGAGGAACCUGCCAGAGACCUUGACGAUCUGCAGAAUGCAGACUGGGCACGGUUCUGGGUGCAGGUGAUGAGAGAUCUACGUGACGGUGUGAAGCUGAAGAAAGUUCAGGAGCGUCAGUACAACCCGCUGCCCAUCGAGUACCAGCUCACACCAUACGAGAUGCUGAUGGACGACAUCCGCUCCAAGCGCUACAAGUUGAGGAAAGUCAUGGUGAAUGGAGACAUCCCACCGAGGUUAAAGAAGAGUGCACAUGAGAUCAUACUGGAAUUCAUCAGAUCACGACCACCUCUCAACCCUGUCGCUGCCCGCAAACUGAAACCGCACCCACCACGCCCCCCGAGCCUCCACGAGCGCCUCCUGGAGGACAUCAAAGCUGAGAGGAAGCUCCGGCCUGUCUCGCCGGACAUGAUCCGCAGAACACGCUUAGUCAUGCGACCUCUUAGCAUGUCUUUCAGUUUCGACUCAUCAGGUGCAGGGAAAAGCAUCAGCACUCCUCAGGACUUGUUCCGCAGUCCAGACACUCCUGAUGCACCCAGGAAGUUGGCCGUAAGCACCCAGUCUUUGGCUAGCGGCACCACGGGACCGAACCAAGGCGGAGUACAGCCGUUGAGUCAGAGGAAGAGGCUGCUCAGAGCGCCCACACUGGCCGAGCUGGACAGCUCUGAAUCUGAUGAUGAACCCACACGGAGCAGCUCUAGCAUGUCCACGUCUCUGCUGGAUGACACGUCACCUGACUCUGUCGUAGGAAAGAAGGCUCCUCCAAAGUUCCUGCCCAUCUCUGCCACCCCGCAGCCAGACAAGCGUCAGUCUCCUCAGAGGCGGCACUCCAUCGAGAAGGAGACCCCCACCAGUGUCCGGCCUUUUGUGACUCCUACAAGACAGAGCUCCAAGUCUCUGCUGAAGAAGGAUCCUAAAGCUGAGGUGGAAGCAGCCGGUGGUGCUCAGGGUCCGGAGGAGUUCUGUUACCCCGUGGAGUGUCUGGCUCUGACGGUGGAGGAGGUGAUGCACAUCCGACAGGUUCUGGUCAAGGCGGAGCUGGAGAAGUUUCAGCAGUACAAAGACGUCUACACAGCCCUGAAGAAAGGAAAGCUUUGCUUUUCAUGUCGGACCAAGAAGUUUUCUCUCUUCACCUGGUCUUACACCUGCCAGUUCUGCAAAAGGCCUGUUUGUUCCCAGUGCUCUAAAAAGAUGAGGCUGCCGUCAAAGCCCUACUCCACCUUGCCCAUCUACUCUUUGGGUCCAAGUGCUGUGCCUAAAGAAGAGGGUGGAGCGUCUGCCUCAGCUGAUCCAGAGAAGAACCCGUUUGGAUCUGGACACAGCCGACACAGCCUACGCAGAAGUGUCUACAAGUUUUCUAAGCACAGCAGCAAAGAUGGCCGCUCCCAGGACGAGCCUGAGCUACCCAAGGAGCUGACCGAGGACUGGGUCACCAUGGAGAUCUGUGUAGACUGCAAAAAGUUCAUCACAGAAAUCAUCUCAUCCAGCAAGCGCAGCCUCUGCGUCGCCACCAAGCGUGCCCGUCUCAAUCGGAAUCGAAAAACCCAAUCCUUCUACAUGUCGUCAUCCAGCUCCGUAAACUUCAGGCCAACCGAGCACGCCAUCAGUGAAGUGUAAAAAUGAGCACUUUGUUUUCCCACCUAGAGCUAAGAUGUCCAAUAAAUGAGCCCCUCUUAGUCUAGUUUUUACCAGGACUGGUUCAGCCAGUCUGCCCCACUCCAAAGUUAGUAAAGGUUCUCGUACCUUACCCUCUCAGGAAGUUGGCAUGCUCUGAUUGGUCAUGACUGGUCAGCUGCCAGAUAACAAAGGAGAGCCAUGUUUGUCUGAGUCUGAAAAUUCAGCACAUGCAGGGUUAAAUGAUGGUGCUUAUUCACAAGGCGGCCAUUUUCCUCUGAACAUUGUCAUUCUGUUCUUAUUUCUACUGAUCAGAAACUGUUAAGGCAGUAAACGGUGAAAAUUAGGAGGGAAACAGCCAGAAGCCAGUUAGCCAGACAACAGCUAACAUUAGCUGCAGUGUAGACUGUCAGCUGUCAGGAAGUCUCUGCUGAAAUUCAUUUUAUUGAAGGUUUGUUAAAGGUUAACAAUCAGAGCAAAUAUUUCAGCUUGAAACAAACAACUACAGCUCUGGAGAAAGUGAAGACACUGCUGCAAAGUGUUGUUCUGCUUCUUAUAGGUUUGUUCUUCAAUAUGUUAAUCAUUUUUGGCGACAAUGUGCCGCUUCUGGUGCAAAACUUCAAACAUGAAAAAUUUUCAUAAGUGUUUAAGCUAUCAAGGCGCAGAGUUUGUCUGUGAUUAAGUAGAACAAAGUAAACUUGCGAGAAAUUGAAAAAGCACUGGAAUAGAAUGACUUCUAUGCAUGUAGAGAUGCUUAUUUAAGGAAAAUUAAAAGAAACAGGUCUCAAUUAAAUUCAGAUUUCUGAUUUUAAUGUAAGAAGUGGAUUGAAAUGUUGCAAAAAGUAAGACUAAAAAGUAAAAAUGUAUCCAAACACAAAUCCAUAAACUGGUAUCAACACAGUCACAGGUGAAAUUUCUGCUAAAGAACUGAUUUUUGCAACACCAUCAUCACUGGUUUAAAUGCCUGCUGUGCUGUGUGCACACGAGGUAAAAGUGCUGCCACCGAUGGCGUAGCCAAGACAAACAGCCGCUCAGUCAGAGUCCAGUCAUUAGCAUGUUUUGCUCUAGCAUUAGCAGGUGGGUAAAGUAACUGAACCUCACCCACUCAUGCUGUUGUAGUUAAGCACAGUUACAGUAAAACUUGUGUUCAUUCCUCUCCAAGUUUAGUGGCUGUAAUAACAGCAACAUACAACAUGUUUGUUCACUUUUCAGCAUCUCUGUUUGCCCAUCUGGGGCUUUAAUGCAGGCUGUGGUGCAGGUUUGUCUUGAGCCCAGCGCUGCAGCGAUUCAUCUUAUAAUAGCUUAGAAAGCAGUUUAAAGGUGUUUUAACACAUGGCUGUCUUGUUGUGAGUCCAUGGUGAGUCAAAGAUCCAGGCUGUAGAGUUAAACAAGAUCAGAGAAGCUGCUGUAAACUGUAGCUGCAGCAUAAACCCGCCAGCCAGAGAUAAGCUAAAUCAACUAUAAACAUGCUACCUCCAUCGGGUUCUUCACAAUAACUACUACUUUGAAAAACACCGCUUGCUUCAAUUCAGUCAUUGGCUGUUUAAAGUAAGUUAAACAGCUUAUCAAAGUUUAGAUUUUAAAUUGUAACAACGCUAGCUUUCUCCUCUAAAUUUUCUGUUCAGUUAUCGGCUUGGAUUCUUAUUGUUGUAAAUAAAGAAGGUAGUGAUAAAAUAGUCACAUCAAUGUUUAGAUGGCUCUUAUAAUAAAAAUGUUUUGUGGGAAAAUGGCUGCUAAGUGAUUGAAGCGAACUGUAAGAGAUAUGUUUGACUAAAGAGCGAGAUAUGGCGAUACAGAAAGCCAAAAGCUGCAGUUCUAACGUGUAAAUAGUACAAAGGCCCACCCCUAAUCCAGUUUUUCAGUUCCUGUUUACUUCUAGCACUCAGGAUGAACAACACAUUGUCUUUGGACAGAUGAUGCACUGUAGCUCCUGCUGUCAGGUCCAUUGGGGUAGAUCUAUACCACUCCCCCCUCUUCUUCUUCCAGCAACAAUUAUGCCAAAUGUCCCAUCAUUCCUGUUUUUAGCCAGUUUAAAGCAUACAUACUGUUCUCUCAUGCUGUAGGGGUGACAUAAAGGCGUGAGGUUGUUUUGUGGAUGGGUCUUUACUUUUAAUGUAAAUGAAAUUCUGUGCCUGGUGCCAAAAUGUAAUUCUUUCUUUGAAUGCCUUUUGUAGUUGCAGACCUGCUGUAAAUAUGUGUCAUAAACUCAUUGGGAGACAUUUUUACGGUAAUUCGAGGUCUCUUGUCCCGUCAUGUUCCAGGCCGGGUGGUAGAAGCACAGAAAUGUGGAGUAACCAGUGUGUACAUGCUGUAUAUCUUAACUGUUCGAAAUUUAAUAUAAAAACGAAACUUUACUAAGUAGAAGUAUGGUUUAACCACGAUGUAAGAUUUCUGCCUCCGGAGUUUCUUUAUCUGAAACCUUCAUUAUUAGUGUAAUUAUGUUCGUGUCAUGAAAGGAAGAUUUUAUUUCUACUGUAUAGUUUAUAAAGUCCUCAGUGUUAAGAUACUCCUCUAAAAUCGCACUUUUAUUUGACCAAGUUAUUGUUUAUGUUGGGUUUAUCGUCUUAAUUAAUAAUAAUUAUUAUUCAGAUCUUUUUUUCACCUCUUGGGGGUCCAUUGUGCCAUUUCCCAGGGUUCCUUGUGAAUGAAAGUUGUGUGUGUGGUUGUAUGUAAGAAAGAAAUAAUGGUUGAAACACUCCAUGUAAUUGAAUGUAGGCAUUUGAAGUGUAUAACUGUCAUUGAAUAUGCUUUAUGAACUCUUGUGUUAUAAAAGAUCUUAGACACGUUCAUACAGUGUGUUUUUAGGACAGUUGUAAGUAAAUGAAAAAGUUAAAUAAGGUAAAACGAUGCCAUGCUCCUGAUUAAACCUCCAUGUGAGUCGUUUUAUUUAAGACCUCUGUAUGGAAUGUAUGCAUGCUGUACUGUGGUCUGUUUUUAUCAAAGAUGUUCUAAUAAAAUCAGCAGGAU